Molecule: messenger RNA, 456 nt
Organism: Plasmodium gonderi
Lineage: Eukaryota; Apicomplexa; Aconoidasida; Haemosporida; Plasmodiidae
Product: conserved protein, unknown function
Exons: 4
Coding region: 1-456 (151 amino acids)
Biological process (GO): vacuolar protein processing
Cellular component (GO): intracellular membrane-bounded organelle
Source: RefSeq, a predicted model, not a curated record
AUGGCUGGACAAUCUGAGAAAAAAAGAUUAAAAAAAGCGAGCUCCUUCAUUGUUUAUGCUACCCCAUUUUUUACCAUUUUUUCGUUGAUUUAUAUUAUAUUCACACUUUAUUUCAGAUAUAAUACAAUUACAAGAAAUGUCUUUUUUUUACACGGAUUGCUAUUUUUUUGCUAUUACUACUCGAUAAAAAAUAUACACUAUGGUUUGACGAAUGGGCUAAAUUUUACGUACUACACAGAUGUGCUGAUUUUAUCCUUUGUCAUUAACUUAGGCUUGUUUUAUUCUUUUAAAUUUUUUUACAUAUAUAUAAUUAUACCCAUAUAUGCAGCAUUUAAAACACUUAAUUUUAUUUUCAAGUAUCUUCUGGGUUCACCGUUUGGAGGAGCAAAUCCUUCAGAAAAGGCAGAUAAAACAGAAAAGAAGAAAACUAAAGUUGUGUAUAAGAAGCUUUAUUAA